AGUGAGCCUGAGUUGCCCUGGGAGAGGAGAAGCCGUACAUGACACAGCUCGCUGUACCCGUAGGAGCAACUCUUGUUUUGUAGGUAUAUGUGUUAUGCUGUGUUUUCAACUGGCCACAGAAGACAUGCUCUCGUUUAAGAUGCUAAACGCUCAACUUAAUCUGGAAAGUUAGAUCUACAUUAUACAUCGACCAUUUUUCUGUGAAUUGUCUUGAAACAUAUGCAGUGACACAGUUAAGUCACAGUAAAGACCAAUGCAGCAUUUCUAGCUCUUUGGCUAUAGCUUUUACGGGCAUGCCCUUUGGAUCUCAACAGGACCUUUGUAGAUUAUUGUCAAGUUUUGGCAUUUGUGUUGUGUAAUACUACAUAUGGUAUGACAAUGCAAAGUGCACCUUUUCUUCAUCACUCGAUGGUUUUGUUUGCUGUAACACUUUUAUUCGUCCGUUAAACCAUAAUGUGCGCUUCAGGUGUUUUCUAAAGCAUACUUGUAACAUGACGGACAACGGCUUUGAUGUCACACACACACAACUGGAUAUUGAAGGUUACAAGACUGAAACUUUGCAUCUAAGUGUUGAUGAUAAGCUGUGCAUAGAGAGACAGAGAAAACACAAAAGACUUAAACAUCCAAGAGACAGAUCACAGAUAUCUCGAGGGUGUGAACGGGUACAGUCAGCCCCUGCCACAAAAUCAUGUACUCCACAUUUUCCACGAGAGCAAAUUCAAACUCUUGUUCCUAAACUGGUGAAUGACAGUGAGGAAUGUGCCCUUUUGGAUGCCAUCUCUGUACAAAAAGUUAUAUAUGAUGACUGGAGUGAGGCUGUAUCAGGAUGGAAUCCCACCACACCAUAUCCAAAUUACAUCACCCAAGGUUCUCAUCGGCAGAAGUUGGGGUCGGGCAUUAAGAAGAGCAAGAGACAUGGUCGUACUGCUGUUCGCUAUAGUGAUACAGAUUCACCUGGUUCAUCUACUUAUUCUUUCUGGAAAGAAAUUGUUGAACCUGUGACAUAUCGCUACAUUCCUGACAAUGGUGUGUAUCAGAGCACUAAGGUUUCCAAAGAUGUUCAAGAAUGGCUUGUGGAAAAUAAAAGAACUUUAAUUCGAAAAAAAGGCAAGUUGAAUCCUGAUGUGAAACAAGCACAAAGAUCGCUGAAAAGAGAUCUUGAGAAUCAUUUUAACAAGGACACAGUAGAAGAAAAACUUUCUCUUUUACACGAGUCUAUAUUAAACCCUUGUUCCUCUGGAGGUGCUAAAAACAUUUCUCUUGCUUUCUCUGGAAAUCAUCCUGUGAAAGAGCAACAGACAGAAAAUGGUCCUGGUGACUUGCUAGUAGAUAAUUUCAAUUCUAUACUCAAAGCUCUAGAAAAAGAACUCCAGAGAGAAACAUCUCCCUUGCAAAGCAAAGAGAGAAUAAUGGGAAAAAAUGUGCUCGGAGGAGCACAGACAUUAUGGACAGUAAACAAGAAGUCAAAAGAAGUUAAGGGACUUGACACAUUAAAAACUACAACACAUGUUUCAUCACAACAGCAUAACAAUAACUUUGGGGAUAGCCUUUUCACUGUCACGCCAAUGUCCAAAGAGGAAAUCUUGCUUGGACCUCUAGAAAAGUUAACGCCCAAGCAAAAGAAAAUAAACAAAGCUCAGUCUUUGCAAAAGCUGUCAUCUUCAGGAGUAUCACUGUGCACUGAACCUAACAUUGUGCUUGCAUCAGACAUUCAGUCUCACAUGGUUCAACCUGUGCAAGUCCAUUCGGCUGCUACAGAUUCCUCCAGAACUCAUCCCAGUGAGCAUGCUGUUGCUUUGACAAACACUGACAGUGAAAAAUGUCAAACUUUCCGUGCUUUGGAACAGACUCUUCCUUUCAGUACUGAACUUAAUGACACAACAAAAUCUUGUUUAUCGCAGAAGGGGGCCACAAGCAGUCAUCUGAUGCAACGAGGAACCAUGCGAUGCAAAAAUUUUGUCACUGUUGGUAUCAACAAGCCCCUGUUGUGGACAGACAUCAAGAACCCCUCUUGAAAAUAAUCUAGAUGGACAGUAAGGAGUUUAAAUGUUACUUCAUCCUUGCAUGCUUUAUUUACAAAGAAGAUUCAUUGGGCCAUGGAAGAUUUUGUCCCAAAGUAAAGUCCAAUAGUAAAGAAGCUAUAUGUAUAUAUACCAGCAUAGAUCUAUAUGUAUAUAUUUGAUACUUUUUUCUUACCUAUUUACAGCAACUUUUUUUUAUUAAUGCCAUAUGCCUUCAAAUUCAUACUUGAGCAUGGACAAGCAUUUUAUCUGGAUAGAAUCACUGUCGAGGCAAGAGCAAAUUUUAUCCGACAUCAGUGAAUUUCAAGUCAUAACCACUACAAUUGCACAUAAAACACAAAAAGCUCAAAGGUAUAAGUCACCUUUAAAUUUGUGCAGUCUAUUUGUAAUUUUCUAAAAGUAGAAUGAAUUAUGGGGCUGAGUCUGCCAUAUUUUUAUGCAUGUAGUGUUUCGGCUGACUUUUCUGUGAUGUAGGAUAUAUAUGUACAAUACUGUAAAUUUGUGCCUUUUCUCUGAACUCUGAAUAUUUUCUUUACAAUACCUUUUAUUUUAUAUGAGACAUCACUGCAUUUCAAACCCAUCUUUUACUAUUGUGCUCCACAAAGUAAACUGAGGCAAUAAAGAGCGGCACAUUUUACUACCCAUUCAAUUAUUGUCACAUACAGAUUAGGCUCAAGUGAUAUUGGUAUAAUUCUACUGUUGAAAAACAGACUAUUCUUGUCAUAAAAAUGCAAUAAAAAGUUAAUAUUUUUAAGGGUUUAUUCUGCCCAAAUGAUGUUUUUAAAUAGGAUUUUUUGCUGCUCAUAGGUUCAUAAUUAAACAGCACAAGUUCUUUUUUAAAUAAGUUAUUGGCCAUAUUUAUGAAAACUGCAAUGAAACAGGGAAAUGUGCUUUAUAAAGUCUAUUAUUAGUUUGUGUGACAUAAUGAGUUAAAUUAAUAUUUAAGAUUAAAUUAAUGUAAGCAAUACUAAAAUGGUUAUCAACUAUUAAAAAUAUACUUUCUGUUAAGAAGAAUGUUUUUAUCUCAACUUUUGCCAUUUGUCAUUAUCGCAAACACUAGAUUAGACAUUUUAUAUUAACUUAGAACUUAUUCUAUGGAGUGGCCAUUUACACAAGCAGCUUACAAAGCCUAUUACUAUUAGACCAACAAUAACCAAGACAACAAAGAACAAAACUUAAAAAAAAAAAGACUAGUCAUCAUCAUGCGAGUUGACAGUUUAACAAAUGGGCUUCCACUCAUCUCUGGAAAAUGACAAAAAUAUAAUAAAAACUUGUUGGAUCUAUUGUUGUAAAUAUACAUAUACAUAAAUCAAAUAAGUGCGUAUGGGAGAUUAGCUCUAUAUUUGUGUGUGUGUGUGAGAGAAAGAGCAAAACAUGUGCAAGAAUGCAGACUGAUUUAUGUAUGUGACCUGUAUUCAAAUAUAAUUCGUUGUAAUAACAAAAUGCAAUAUAAGUAUAGCAAUAAACUUUUAAGUCAGACAGGAACUUUUUUCUCCAAGUACUCAUUUCUUUGUAACAACUCUUGACCUUAUUUAGCCAGAGGCUUUCAUUCCAAGGGUAUUUAACACAGCUUUUGUUUUCUUAACAUAUAUUUAACCCCAAUACUUGCUGUUUUUAUAUGUUGCAAGUGUAUUUUUGGCUACAAAUACAAGUAUUUUUUUAUAAAUUUGUAUAUCAUAUACAUUAUAUAUAUGAGACAAAAAGUAUAUCUAUAAUGUGACAGAUAUACACACACAUGGUUUAUUUCAGUUACUUCUGUGUGUACAAGUAUAUAAUCAAGUAUGUAUACGUAGAGGUCCCUACACAUUUAGAUGAUAAGCAUUAUUGUGGGAACAAAGAAGAAGCCAUAAAGAAAAUGCAUGAAAUAUCUCAAACAAGCACCAGCUACUCAAAUGACUUUGUCAUUGAUUUUCUUCACAUUGCUGAAUGGGAUAAUUUAUUGUAUAGAGUUUCUGUUUAGUCAUUCAAGACUGAGUAACAGGCACUUGUCACUGUUUACAAUAGCUAGGAUGGAUGGCUAAUGCAAUAUUCUGGUGACUGGUUGAGGAAUCAACAGUGGGUGUUUGUUGGAUUUCCUUAAAGUAAUCACAAGGUUGUAACAGACUGAUUUUGUUUGAGCUUGUUGAUUCUUCUGUUUUAUGACUUACAUCAUUACUUUUCAUAUGAUGUUGAGUGUUUGUGCAUGCCUGCAUAUGUAUACACAUGUGCAAGUACCAGCAGAGGUACUGAAAU
This is a messenger RNA of Pomacea canaliculata, 4253 nucleotides long. RefSeq lists its product as uncharacterized. The record is from RefSeq and is a predicted model, not a curated record. Lineage: Eukaryota; Metazoa; Mollusca; Gastropoda; Architaenioglossa; Ampullariidae. The transcript has 2 exons. The coding region runs from base 492 to 2015 and encodes 507 amino acids.